CUCGCGUGUUGUCAUCCCUGUCAAAUUGGGUAUAAAAUCAUUGGCAGAUCUCGUUGGAAAGCAUUAGUCUUCCAACUGUUUCUAGCAAUCCACUACCACUCCAACAUGAAGUUCUUCAUCAUCGCUGCCCUCGUCGCCGUCGCUGCCGCCGCUGACUACGCCCCCAAGUACCAGGCUCCCAAAUACGAGAAAGCCACUUACACCCCGGCGUACGCACCCAAAUACGAAGCCAAAUACGAGGAAGUUACCUAUGCCCCACAGCCGUACAGCUUCGAAUACGACGUCCAGGAUAAGGAAUCUUACAAUGAUUUCCUCCACUCUGAGAAAUCCGACUACAACGUUGUCACCGGAUCUUAUCGCGUUGCUCUCCCCGAUGGCCGCACCCAAAUCGUCACCUACAGGGCCGAUAAGGACGGAUACAACGCCGAUGUGAAAUACGAAGGAGAGGCCAAAUACCCCGAGUACGUCGAGAAGCAAUACAAGGCAGCUUCCUACCCCGCUCCGGCUUACUCUGCCCCAGCCUACAAGGCCCCUGAAUACAAAGCCCCCGCCUACGUUGCCCCCGUCUACUCUGCCCCAGUCUACAAGGCCCCCGCUUACUCUGCUCCCGCUUACACCGCCCCGGCCUAUAAGCCGAAAACUUCUUACGUCGCUGCCCCCUCAUACAAAGCCCCAGCAGCCUACCCUAAAUAUUAAAUUUCCAUAAUGACUUAUGGACUAUAUAUUCUAAAUUGAUUAUUUAAUAAAAACAUCAU
Daphnia pulicaria is the source of this 755-nucleotide messenger RNA. Its product is annotated as cuticle protein 7-like. The record is from RefSeq and is a predicted model, not a curated record. Bases 106 to 696 code for a protein of 196 amino acids. NCBI's taxonomy places the organism in Eukaryota, Metazoa, Arthropoda, Branchiopoda, Diplostraca, Daphniidae. Gene Ontology annotation, cellular component: extracellular matrix. The transcript has 4 exons.